This is a messenger RNA of Austrofundulus limnaeus, 1438 nucleotides long. RefSeq lists its product as uncharacterized. The coding region runs from base 728 to 1387 and encodes 219 amino acids. NCBI's taxonomy places the organism in Eukaryota, Metazoa, Chordata, Actinopteri, Cyprinodontiformes, Rivulidae. The transcript is spliced from 5 exons. The record is from RefSeq and is a predicted model, not a curated record.
GAUAAGGAAGGGCAGGAGAGAAGGAAAAAGUGUCUUACUCCUCCGAGAGUGGAACAAAAAAAAAAGUACAUAAUUUGUUAUAAUAAUUUAACCCAACCCUGAUAAAAUGGGUUGCGUUAAAAUACACUAUUCAGGUAAACAGGGGCAUUAGGUGGAAACUUAAUUCAACAGCAAGUACAACAACCUUUAUGUGGAUAUAGACCCUUAUACAAAAAUAAAUAUAUAUGUAUACAAACACCAAUUUGCUGCUUAGCGUUGUCAUAGUGGGUCUGUUUCUUGUGAUUCUUCCCUCGAUUCUACUUAUUCUCUGUCUGGGUCUUCAGGAUGUGCAAGUGUGUUUUUUUAUAUCCAUUAAAUGCUGUAUCUUCUGAGAGACCAAGUGGCAGCAAAAUUGCCUGAGAUCGGACCAGAUAGAUUAUGUUUGAGACCACGUCACACUGAAAACUCGCAAGAAUAGAGCAUAGACGUUCUUCUCAGUCUCCUCAUUAGUUAUUUAUCUACACUUCGUUCUGUCUCUGUGCUGCUUCCUGUUAUAACAAUGGCUGGAUGUCAACUGAUUUUCUACAUCCCAGAAGUUCCUGAUGAAAAAGGUCCUCUUCAAUGACCAGCUUCAGCCAGUCCCGCCACAGACAAGGAGACCCUGCUGGCUGCAAUAAGUGGGUUGUCUCGCCAGCUGACUCAAUUUUCGACCGAGGUCUUGCAACAGUUCGCCGAUCUGAACGACAAGAUGGACUAUAUUUUAGAGACACUUGCUCCUCUGGAAUCCAGUGCGCACCAUCGUGGAGGAGUCAAGAGAAAAAGACGGCAGAAGAAUCCAAAAAUUGCGGAGGUCAUCCGCCGCCUGCACAACUCCAAUUCCAAUAAAAGCCGACUAUGUUCGCCUCACAACACAGAGGUCACAUCAGUGCUGGUCAAAACUCUUCAGGCAAGCCCGGAUUUUUAUGGUGUAGAUAGUGAUGCAUUUGUGUCUGCUUGCAAAACCUAUUAUGAGACGGUCCGCCGGAACUUCCGGUACAGUCAACCGGGCCUUGCAGACAAAGCCACAGUCGUUAGGAGUUCAGCCCGGUGUCGUUCAAGAAGGAAGCGGCUGCUAGAGAAGAGGCAGAGCAUUCUGGUAGGAGAAGAGGCUGCGUUUUGGGAAGGUGUCACCAUUGAUCUGAUGUCUGAUGAGGAGGAUGGCAUCUUUGAAGGGGAGUCAGGGUGGAUUGUGAGACCCCCAAGUUUCCGCAGCCAGGAGCUCAGUGACCUCUGUUCCACACUACAAAUGAGACUUGAGGCCAAUCCUAAAUACAGUGCAAUGCAUCACAAGCGUUUGUACGUUGGGCCAUGUUCAGACAGAAAGCCACCACCACAUGGUUCAAAAGUGGACAAGCAUUAUAUUUCCUAAUAUUGUUUGAAUACAUUUUGCCUUCUAACAAUAAAAAUAAUUAAAAGUAAA